Manihot esculenta (cassava) is the source of this 2562-nucleotide messenger RNA. Its product is annotated as probable serine/threonine-protein kinase WNK9. The transcript is spliced from 7 exons. Gene Ontology annotation, cellular component: cytoplasm. The record is from RefSeq and is a predicted model, not a curated record. NCBI's taxonomy places the organism in Eukaryota, Viridiplantae, Streptophyta, Magnoliopsida, Malpighiales, Euphorbiaceae. The coding region runs from base 125 to 2314 and encodes 729 amino acids. Gene Ontology annotation, biological process: intracellular signal transduction; protein phosphorylation. Gene Ontology annotation, molecular function: ATP binding; protein serine/threonine kinase activity.
UCCAAAAUAAUACAAUUUCUUUCCCUCUAUUAAUAUUGUUUAACUCGCCGAUUUAUCUUUCCUUCUCUUUCUUCACUCUUUCUCUUAUCUACAGAAACAUUGUAGCUAAGGAUAGAAACAAGGAAUGAACAGUCCUGCAAGCCUUAAGCCAGAUUCUGACGAGUUUGUUGAAAUUGAUCCUACUGGGAGAUAUGGAAGAUACAAUGAAAUUCUUGGAAAAGGAGCUUCAAAGACAGUUUAUAAAGCCUUUGAUGAGUAUGAAGGAAUUGAGGUGGCUUGGAAUCAGGUGAAGCUCUAUGAUUUCCUCCAAAGUCCUGAAGAUCUUGAGAGGCUCUACUGUGAAAUUCAUCUGUUGAAGACCUUGAAACAUGAGAAUAUCAUGAAAUUCUACACUUCUUGGGUUGAUGCAGCUAACAGAAACAUCAACUUUGUCACUGAGAUGUUCACCUCUGGUACUCUCAGACAGUAUAGGUUAAAACACAAGAGAGUAAAUAUUAGAGCUGUGAAGCAUUGGUGUAGGCAGAUAUUGAAGGGGCUUCUCUAUCUCCAUAGCCAUAACCCUCCUAUAAUCCACAGAGAUCUCAAGUGUGAUAACAUUUUUGUUAAUGGCAACCAAGGAGAAGUCAAGAUUGGUGAUCUUGGGCUCGCCGCAAUUCUUAAAAAGUCCUAUGCUGCUCGUUGCGUUGGAACGCCAGAGUUCAUGGCUCCGGAGGUGUAUGAAGAGGAAUACAAUGAAUUAGUUGACAUAUAUUCCUUUGGGAUGUGUGUUUUGGAGAUGGUUACCUUCGAGUAUCCAUAUAGUGAAUGCAACCAUCCUGCUCAGAUAUACAAGAAAGUUAUAUCUGGGAAAAGACCAGAUGCUUUGUACAAAAUAAAGGACCCUGAGGUGCGACAAUUUGUUGACAAAUGUCUAGCAACCGUGUCAAGCAGACUCUCUGCCAGAGAACUUCUGGAGGACCCUUUUCUCCAAAUUGAUGAUUAUGGAUAUGAUUUGAGGUACUUAGAUUACCAGGGUGAUUCAAAUAAAACAGUUGCUCUAGUAAGACAACCUUACUAUGGAAUUAAUCACACUAACAACUCUUUGACUAAUGGUUAUGCCCAUUAUCUUGGUUAUGAUCCUGAGAAUGAACUGGAAUACCAUAAUGUUGAAUAUGAACCAAGUGACAUUGAUCUCUUCUCUUGUCAAGAAGAUGAACAUCUUGAAAAUGUUACUACAAUCAAAGGUAGAAGGAGAGAGGAUGACGGCAUCUUCUUAAGGCUCAGAAUUGCAGAUGAAGAAGGUCGCAUUCGAAACAUCUACUUCCCAUUUGACAUUGAGGUUGACACUGCUCUUAGUGUUGCAGCUGAGAUGGCUUCUGAGCUUGAUAUUACUGACCAAGAUGUAUUGAAGAUAGCAGAUAUGAUUGAUGGUGAAAUUACAAGCUUGGUACCUGAAUGGAAAAGGAGACAGGAGAAAGAGGAAACUCAACAGUGUACAAAUGCGAAUUUCUGUCAAAAUUGCGCUUCUCACAGUUACAUGUUGGAUUAUGUGUCAUCAAAUAUUCCAGGAGCCAAGAACUUGCAGGUUCUUCAGUGUUCUAAGCAUGGAUGUGCCAAUGUACAUGGCCGAUUUGAGGAGAUCACAUACCAAGUAGAAGGGCCAGAAAAAUGUUCCAGCACUGACUGUGCUCCAGUGGAGUCGAGCCAAUCCAAUGGCAUAAAUUAUACGGAUAUCUGGGCCCAGCGAGAUGCACCGGAAUCAAGUUCAGAAGGAUCAAGAGAGAUUCAUUGCGAUGAUGAGGGAAAUGAUGCAGUGGACCAAUUACUCCUUGAAAAGGAAGAGACGGUCAUAAAUAUGGGUAGCAUUUGUGAAUCCAAUAGAACAAUUUGUAUCUCUUCAAGCUCUUCGGCAGCUUAUGCUCACUGGGAUGAUUAUGAGAAUGAAAUUAGGAAAGAACUGAGAUGGCUUAAAGCAAAAUAUCAGAUGCAGUUAAGGGACCUGAGAGACCAACAAUUGAGAGUCAAGGACGACCAGGAUCAUAAAAUACAUAAUGGAGUUCAUGUGCCUUCUACUUUGGCUAAAGUAAAGAGAGAGAAAUAUAAGCCUUCCCUGAAAUCUCUUCCCUCGGAGAGGCAUCUUAGUUCAACUUUUCUUACGGAUGCUGAGAAGAGAUGUGCCAACUCAGAAUACCAACUAGUCCAAAGUUUUGAGGCGAUCAACAGGGAACACAGCCCUGAGCAAACGGUGACUGCUAAGAGUUUCUACGCAGGAGAUUUACUUCCAUAUCCUCUUCACAGGGCAACCUCCCUUCCAGUUGAUGCUCUUGAUGUUUAAUGCUGCGCAGUUUUCUACCCACUUCACCAAUUGUGCACCAUCAAGAUAUAUCAUCAAAUAGAGAUUUGCUUCUCUCUAUUGACAAGGAAACAAGGAAAAAAAGAGGCGAUGAAAUUAGCUGUACAUGCAGAGAUGUAAAAUUUACAGCUUUUACGGUCUUUAUCUACAUGGGAUAUGUUCACUUGGGUAAACAUCAAAUGUACAUUACAAAUUAACAUCCAAAUGAACAAGUUUCCUCAAUUUUCUGA